Molecule: messenger RNA, 1993 nt
Organism: Musa acuminata AAA Group (dessert banana)
Lineage: Eukaryota; Viridiplantae; Streptophyta; Magnoliopsida; Zingiberales; Musaceae
Product: zinc finger protein GAI-ASSOCIATED FACTOR 1
Exons: 5
Coding region: 208-1779 (523 amino acids)
Cellular component (GO): nucleus
Molecular function (GO): DNA-binding transcription factor activity
Source: RefSeq, a predicted model, not a curated record
CCUUUCUACCCUUCGUCUCCUCCCCUUGCGUCUUUGCAGCGCUUGCGCCGCCGAAGAAGACCAACUCGGCUCACCGUCGUUACCGAGUCUCGCUGGUUUGUGGGAGCUCGAUUCAUCGGCUCCGUUCUUGUUUCAUAUCGGUUUGUUGGAGGGAAACCAGUGAAGAUGGAGGAGGGGAGUUAAAAGUUGAGAGGAAGAGAGAUUUCGAUGAUGGAAUUGGAGAAUUCCUCCGUCAUGACCGUCUCCAACUCCGGCUCCGGCGAGGGCAGCGUCUCGUCGUCGAGCCAGCUUCAGCUCCCCGCGCCGCCCCCGCAACCGCCGCCGCCGAAUCCGGUGGUCAAGAAGAAGAGGAAUCUCCCCGGAACGCCAGAUCCGGAGGCGGAGGUGAUCGCGCUGUCUCCCAAGACGUUGUUGGCGACCAACCGGUUCGUGUGCGAGAUCUGCAACAAGGGAUUCCAGCGGGACCAGAACCUGCAGCUGCAUCGGAGGGGGCACAAUUUGCCGUGGAAACUGCGGCAGAGGACGGGAAAGGAGCCGCGGAAGCGGGUGUACGUGUGCCCGGAGCCGAGCUGCGUGCACCACGACCCGUCGCGGGCGCUCGGCGAUCUCACCGGCAUCAAGAAGCACUUCUGCCGGAAACACGGGGAGAAGAAGUGGAAGUGCGACAAGUGCUCGAAGAAGUACGCCGUGCAGUCCGACUGGAAGGCCCAUUCCAAGGUCUGCGGAACCCGCGAGUAUCGCUGCGACUGCGGCACGCUCUUUUCCCGGCGAGAUAGCUUCAUCACCCACAGAGCAUUCUGCGACGCGCUCGCGGAGGAGAGUGGCAAGAAGGGGCCAGGGGCGCAGACUGCGGAUCCAAAGCCACCGGCGGAGGAAGAGAAGGCAACGGCAACCGAGGAAGAGACGGCGGCUGAGGAAGUAACAGCAGCAACAGAGGCGGCGGUGGAAACAGCUCCGGCCGCGGUGGUCGCGGCUCCGUUGCCACCACAGCAGGUGGCCCCGCUGGAGCUACAAGAGCCAGCUGAGCCGACCGAAUUGCCACAGUACAUGCCGCCGCCGUCGGCGUCGCUGGCCAACACCAGCGGUGUCAGUUGCAGCAGCAGCAGCAGCAACACCAGCCUGUUUGCGAGCCUCUUUGCGUCGACUACCUCCACCGCAGUAGCCCACAGCACGGCCACCUUCUCCGACCUCAUGAGCGUGAUGGGCCACGCUGACCGGCCGCUCACGGAACCCCCCUCGCUAUGUCUCGCCACCAACGGAGGCCCGGCGUCGUUGUUCUCGCCGCAGGCGCAAUCUCAUGACCGGCGUCCCUUCGCUCCGCCGCCGCCCUCCCCCCACAUGUCAGCCACCGCGCUGCUGCAGAAGGCAGCUCAGAUGGGUGCCGCCGCCACGGGCUCAUCCUUCCUCAAGGGGUUCGGCCUCGACGCUUCCUUGGGGCAGCAGGAGAACAUCCAGGAUGACGGCCUGCAAUGGGGUCACCAGCGAAAACUGGAGCCGGAGCCAGCACCAAUGUUAUCGGCGGGGCUCGGGCUCGGGCUCCCUUACGAGCCGGACCUGAUGAUGGGUUCCUCUUCCUUGUUCGGGUCGAAACCAGCGACACUGGACUUCCUAGGUCUGGGGAUGGGUCCAGUGGACGGCACCGCCAACGGCGGCCUAUCGGCAUUGAUGACUUCUGUCAGUGGCGGCGGCAGCGGCGGCGGCCUCAACAUGGGACCAGGAACAGCUGCCGCAGGGUGGGAAGGGACGGAGAGGAAGCCGUCUAGCCCUGCCAUUCGCUAGCAGACUCAUUGAUCUCUCCAUGUUUGCUUCAUUAGCUAGUGACAUUCCAGUGAUCUUUAGCUGCUAGGGAACGGAGAACAGGGCAGCUCUGUUCUAGUUCUUACUCUCCUUUGCUCAAUUUUUAUCUUCGUUUUCUUUGUUCCCGUCGUUGAUCUCAUCGAACAUAGUUGUACAUCUUGUUUAUGGUUCUCAGACAAGCUUCUUGAACUCACAA